UCUUUUUCCAGAAAUCUCAGCUGCGUCCUGCUCGAUCGGCGGGUUGGACAAGAAUCCGCCUCCAAAACCUCCAAACCCCUAAACGAGUUAUUGUCUUGCAGGAUCUGGGAAGAUGCUCCUCUCUCUGAUCGUCCUGCAGCUGCUGCUGGCGCCGGCGCUAACGGUGCCCAGCAGGGACCGAUGGGAGGCCUGGGGUCCGUACGGCGAGUGCAGCCGAACCUGCGGCCGCGGCGUCACCACCAGGACGCGGCGCUGCAUCUCACACAGGACGGACGGAGGACACAACUGCGUGGGACCCGACAAGUCGUACCGCGCCUGCAACAUCCAGGACUGUCCCGAGGGAUCCAGGGACUUCCGCGAGGAGCAAUGCUCCCAGUUCGACGGCGUGGACUUCCAGGGGAAGAGAUACAAGUGGCUGCCUCACUACGGAGCUGAGAACCCCUGCGAGCUGAACUGCAUGCCCCGAGGGGAGAACUUCUACUACCGGCACCGCAGCGCCGUGGUGGACGGGACGCCCUGCCACCCGGGCCGGAGGGACGUCUGCGUGGCCGGAGUCUGCAAGCGUCUGGGUUGUGACAACAUGCUGGACUCCCCCCAGCAGGAGGACCCCUGCCUGCAGUGUGGGGGCAACGGCCAGACCUGCCACGUCGUCAAGAACCGCUUCAGCAUGCGUGACCUGCCCACCGGCUACAACCAGAUGUUCAUCAUUCCCGCCGGCGCCACCAGCAUCAGCAUCAGGGAGUCCGUCCCCACGCGUAACUACCUGGCCCUGAAGAACCUGCGCGGGGAGUACUACCUCAACGGCCACUGGGUGAUCGAGUUCUCCAGGGCGACGCCCAUCGCCGGCACCAUGCUCUACUACCAACGCGGCGCCGAGGGCGACAGCGUGCCGGAAACCAUGAUCGGCCGCGGCCCCACCACCGAGCCGCUGGUCGUUGAGCUGAUCAGCCAGGAGCCCAACCAGGGGGUGGAGUACGAGUACUACCUGCCGAACGGACGCCCCAGCCAGGGCUACUACUGGAGCUACGGGUCCUGGUCUUCCUGCAGUAAAGAGUGUGGAUCAGGCUACCAGUCCCGGCUGGUCUUCUGCACCGUGGACAACGAGGCCUAUCCCGACUACCUGUGUGCAUCGCUGUCCAGGCCGCAGUCCAACCGCACCUGCAACCCCCAGGCCUGCCCUCAAGUCCGCAGCUGGAAGACCGGGGAUUGGAACGCCUGCUCGGUCACCUGUGGCGGAGGCUCCCAGGUGCGCAGCGUGCAGUGCGUCUCCCAUGAUGCCUCGGGCCCCCGUGUGGUGGACGACGCCACCUGUGCCGCCUACGCAGAAGCUCCUCCCGCUCUGCAGACCUGCAACAUGCACAAAUGCGUGGAGUACCAUGUGUCUGAAUGGAGCGCCUGCUCGGUGUCCUGCGGUUCAGGUGAACAGACCAGAGAGGUCACCUGUACGGGAUCCGGAGGAAUGAUGCUGGAGGAGUCCUCCUGCAGCACUUUGCUCCGCCCAACCACCGUCCAGCCGUGCGAGAUGCCCGCCUGUCUGAAGCAGAUCCGCUGGCACGUCGGAGACUGGGGCCUGUGCUCCAGGAGCUGCGGUUCCGGGAUGCGAGAUCGCCAAGUGGUCUGCGCGGACCGGGAGAGGAACCUGUACGCCGUGGGCCAGUGUAACGCCCACCCAAGACCUCCCACCAUGGAGCGCUGCAACACCCAGCCCUGCUACAGUCUGCAGAUUGUCCCCAGCAUCCAGGACCCAACAGGACACAACAACUCUCACAGUGGUUUCUACCCCUACAUCCCCGAUGAAUCAAUAGAUGGCAGCAGAGACCCGACCCAGACCAACAAGGUCCACGACCCGUACGGCUCCGCUCUGGCUCUCCACUGCAGCCAGUCGUACUUCGGCUGCUGCCCGGACGGACACACCUCCGCCGGGGGCCCCAAGGGUCAGGGCUGCCUGUCGGCCCCGGCUCCCACCGCCCAGCCGUCCUGCAUGGACACAAGCUUCGGCUGCUGCCAGGACGGCGUGACCGCCGCCGACGGCCCCGACGGAGAGGGCUGCGCCGAGUACGCGGCCCCUGAACCCACAGAGGCUCCUCUCCCGAGGGAGAACGCGGUGCAGUGCCGCCGCACCACCUACGGGUGCUGCUACGACCGGACCACGGCUGCAGGGGGGCCCAACGGCGAGGGCUGCCGCAACCCCCCCAACUACAUUGAGCGGUCCACCUGCUCCCUCCCCCGCGCCGCCGGCUCCUGCGCCAGCUGGGUGUCCCGCUACCACUUCGACGUCCUCACCAACAAGUGCGUGCAGUUCUGGUACGGGGGUUGCCACGGCAACGACAACAACUUCAUGACCCAGGCGGAGUGCCACAGGGCGUGCCCGACGCCCAUCCCCAGCCAGCGGCGCCCGGCCCGGCCGGUCCCCGGCGCGGGAGACGCCGCCAACGCCGGGUCGACGGACACCCGGUCGCAGCGCAACAUGGGCAGGAUUUUCACGGUGCAGGGCGGCUCGCCCAGCGGCGCCGGCAGGGGGGCCGCGAGCGCCGCCACCCACGCCCACAGGGCCCGGGUGAACCUGCGGGAGCGCCGGCCCUCGACCGCCAGGGCGGCUCACACCGGGCCAGCAGCGAGCUUGACCCUGGGAGGCGUGACCAUCGAUAAGAGUGACCCCGACACAGUGGAGGCUUUGGCCGGCCAGACGGUGGUGCUGCCCUGCAGAGUUAGCCCACCCCCUUCAAGCACCAUCACUGUGGAUUGGAAACGAGAUGGCGUCGCUCUUUCCACUCUAAGGCAUCACCAGCAGCCCAACGGGUCCCUCUUGGUUGGUCCGGUCACAAAGUCUGAUUCUGGCUGGUUCUUGUGUUUGGCCACGCGGGAACGGGAGAGAGAUCACCGCUACAUUUACCUGUCUGUCACAGAGGGACCGUCCCAGCCUGUUCCUACCGUCCUGCCCAAAGACGGCCCCUUCCAGAGGUUCAGCAUUGAGCGCUCGGCCUCGUCUUUGGUGGAAAUGCGGAGUGGACAGACCGCCAGACUGCCCUGUACCAUCGUCCCUCCGUCGGCUGUGCAGUUUGUCAACAUCCAGUGGACUAAAGACGGACUGACGCUCAGGGACUCCAGGGUCACGAUGCACUCGGACGGUACCCUGAUCAUCGACCCGCUGAUGUCCGGAGACUCGGGCGUCUACACCUGCACGGCGUCCAGCCAACAGCAGCUGGAGCAGAGACAGCUGCAGCUCCGGGUCCAAGCGGACCUGAAGAUUACGACGGCCCCGAACAACGUCCAGGUCCCUGAAGGCAGCACGGCGCAGCUGCCCUGCGUGGUGUCUGGAGACAACGUCAACAUCGGCUGGUCCAGGAAUGGCGUUCCGGUGCGUCCGGACGGGCGUAAGGUCCUGGUGUCGUCGGACGGCAGCCUGAUCCUGAACGACGUGAGGCUCCCUGACGAGGGAACGUACACCUGCAACGCCUACACGGGCAUCUACUCGGUCAGCGCCACGGCCGAAGUGAAGGUCAUCAAGGACGAGCAACGAGGUGUGGACGUGCCGCCGGACUGCGUGGACCAGCCCCAGCUGGCCAACUGCAGGCUCAUCGUCUACGCCCGCCUCUGCUCCAACCAGUACUACUCCAGCUUCUGCUGUGCCAGCUGCGCCCGGCACACCCAGACCAACGGCCGGUUCCGGCGGUUCGGCUGAGGCGGCCCCCCCCCUGGACCCGAGACCCGAGCUGGGGUUGGGGGGGUCGGGGGUUUCGAUCCUCACACCCUGGACUUCCAACGACGAGUUUGCUGCUUUUUGCCAAAAGGACUGGAGACCCCGGCCCGGUCCGGCUGCAGCGCCGGGCCGGCGAUGCCCGGCGCGUCUGCAGCUGCAGCCGGAGACGGGCCGUCGCUCGCUCAGGCGUCCCAACACCAAGACUGUAAGUGAGCGGAACGUGUCGCGGCGCUGAAGAUAAGUUAUUUACCCGCUGGACCCACGUGUUCUCUGUUUUCUAGAGGAUCACGGCGACUUGCCGGUCAGGUAUCUACAAGGAUGUAACCUGGGUUUUCCUGUUUUGUUGCCACCACUACUCUUCUUUUAUCUAAGGAGCUCGUAUGUUAUUUUCUUUUAUACACUUAAUGUUUAUUUGUAUGUAAUUAUUUGAGAAUAAAGGUCAUAUUUUGUUAAAA
Molecule: messenger RNA, 4155 nt
Organism: Cololabis saira (Pacific saury)
Lineage: Eukaryota; Metazoa; Chordata; Actinopteri; Beloniformes; Belonidae
Gene: paplna
Product: papilin a, proteoglycan-like sulfated glycoprotein
Exons: 27
Coding region: 113-3682 (1189 amino acids)
Biological process (GO): extracellular matrix organization
Cellular component (GO): extracellular matrix
Molecular function (GO): serine-type endopeptidase inhibitor activity; metalloendopeptidase activity
Source: RefSeq, a predicted model, not a curated record